AUGAAAAUAUCCUUCCGUGAUAAGCUGAUGAAUGAUGGCUAUCAGCAUCUCAACCAUCAACGUGAGGAGGAUAGCAGCGGAGGGUCUACUCGUACUGGCAGGGACCAGUGCCGGUAUGGCUGUGGACGCCCAUGUGCUGAGGGGUUCACUGCGAGUUUGGAACGGUAUGACGUUUGCUGCUGGGAUUGUGCGGCAGCUGAUGAACCUCUGGGCAUCGAGACGAUCCCGGAGGAGGGUGGAAUGAACGAGAGACAAUUGCGGAGACUUGUCCAUCGAGCAUUUCACGUCCUUCGUAACGACUCUGCUGGUGGCGUCCGCAAGAUAUAUAACUUCCUCGAAACGGUUGGUCGAGGAAGCUUCGGUGUGGUUCACAAAGUCGUACAUAAGGAGAGUGAUCAACUCCGAGUGUGCAAAAGUGUGGAUAAGGCGAAAUCAUCCGUACCUUUGGCCCAGCUCGAGGAGGAGAUCAAGAUCAUAUCACAGCUAGAUCAUCCAAACGUCAUCAAAAUAUACGAGUACUUUGAGGAUCCUAAAUAUAUUCACCUCAUUAUGGAGGCUUGUUGGGGCGGUGAGCUCCUCUCGGUCAUCCAAACGGCAGUUAACAAGGGGGUGUCUCUCCCGGACAGCUUCAUCGCCGAUGUUACUAGGGAAGUACUCACGGCUCUAUCAUUCAUGCACAAUCAGGGGGUGGUUCAUAAGGAUCUCAAGCCUGAGAAUAUCCUCUUUGUGGAUGUAUCUGAGCCCAGUAACGUGAAAGUUAUCGACUUCGGCUUGGCAGAACUAUUCGGCGUGAACGUUGAGAAAAGCAUGAAUGUCGCAGGGACUGCCUUCUACAUGGCACCUGAGAUCUUCCGUCCACCCUUCGACUACAAAUGUGAUAUCUGGAGCCUCGGUGUGAUACUCUACCUCCUCCUUACCGGUUACUUGCCCUUCUUCGGCACUAGUGUCAGCGAUGUGAAGUCGAAUGUGAUUAAGGAUACAGUAGAGGUGCAGUAG
Molecule: messenger RNA, 996 nt
Organism: Perkinsus marinus ATCC 50983
Lineage: Eukaryota; Perkinsozoa; Perkinsida; Perkinsidae
Product: calcium-dependent protein kinase, putative
Exons: 13
Coding region: 1-996 (331 amino acids)
Biological process (GO): peptidyl-serine phosphorylation; protein autophosphorylation; intracellular signal transduction
Cellular component (GO): cytoplasm; nucleus
Molecular function (GO): calcium-dependent protein serine/threonine kinase activity; calmodulin binding; ATP binding
Source: RefSeq, a predicted model, not a curated record